AUGGGUUGCUUCGGAUCAAAACCAAAGAAAGAAAGUAAUGAAAACAAUAAACCAAAGGUAGAGAAGAAAACUACUACUGAAAUGAAACAAGCUGACAAUAAACCAAAAGACCAAAAAGUAGAUACUAAAACAACAAAUAAUAAUAAACCAGCAGAAGGAACCCAUGUCCCUAAACCAAAGGGAGAUGCACCAGUUAUUGAAGAUAGACCAAAUGGAAAGAAAGAAGUUGUAUCAGGUGAUAAGAGUAUUCUUCUUGAUGAAAUCUAUAAAAAACAUUACGCUGGUGUUGACAAAGCUCAUGACGAAGUUGAAGAAGCAAAACAAGCAUGGUUGGCUGCUAAAGAAAAGAAAGAUCCAAACACUCAAAAAUUAAAUCAAGUUUUCCAAGACAAAAAGGCUAACUUUGAAAAAGUUAAAGAACAAGCUCAUCGUGCUGCUUUUAAAGAAGUUCAAAUUUAUAUGGUUGAUGAAGAUGCUAUUGAUUUGCAUGGACUUCAAAUUGAAGGAGCAAUUAUGAUGAUGAAAGAAGAAGUUGCAGCUAGAAGAAAAGCUGGAAAGAAAAUAUUAAAAAUUCAAUGUGGAAUGGGACAUCACAAUACUGUUGGAUAUUCUAAGAUUAAAGAGGAAGUUGUAAAACAACUUAAGGAAAUGGGUGAAAAGUUUACUGAAGAUAAAGAUCACGGAUUCGUUAAUGUUGAACUUUAA
Messenger RNA from Entamoeba dispar SAW760, 705 nucleotides. RefSeq lists its product as uncharacterized. The transcript has a single exon. Lineage: Eukaryota; Evosea; Mastigamoebida; Endamoebidae. The record is from RefSeq and is a predicted model, not a curated record. Bases 1 to 705 code for a protein of 234 amino acids.